Megachile rotundata (alfalfa leafcutting bee) is the source of this 1789-nucleotide messenger RNA. RefSeq names its product cytochrome P450 6k1. The record is from RefSeq and is a predicted model, not a curated record. Lineage: Eukaryota; Metazoa; Arthropoda; Insecta; Hymenoptera; Megachilidae. Gene Ontology annotation, molecular function: iron ion binding; oxidoreductase activity, acting on paired donors, with incorporation or reduction of molecular oxygen; monooxygenase activity.
UUAAAAAUUUCAUAUCAUAUGGUACAAUGACUUGAGGAAUCUAGUUUAAUUAUAAAAAUUGAGUAACAGAGAUAUCUACAACUUAAAGAGAUUACUCUAAUAUAUAUCUCUUUUUCUACAUGAUAUUUGAUAAUCAUACUUAUAUAAUUGUACAUGUCUACCAUAAUCUAAAACAGCGUUGUAUGCGAACUGGUAGUCAUUCAGUUGCAAACAAUGGCAGUGUUAAGUUCUUUCCUUCUGAACUUGGGUUUUACAGUCGUUGCGCUCUUAACUAUUUUAGUUCUUUAUGUGAAAUAUAAACGAAGUUACUGGCAAAGACGCGGAGUGUCUACUCUACCAGGGCACUGGUUGUUUGGUAACAUAAAAGACGCUGCAUUACAGAAAAAGUCUUUUGCUCAAGUGUUUGGUGAAUUGUAUGAGCAAGCUGCGGAUACGGAUGAUGUUUUGGGAAUUUAUGUUCUCCAUAAACCCUUCUUGUUAAUAAGAAAUCCGGAAGUAAUUAAACAGAUUCUAAUUAAAGACUUUAAUGUAUUCCCAAAUCGCUAUUUCUCCGUUCGCUCGCUUCACGAUGACAUCGGUCAUAGAAAUCUUUUCUCCAUUGAGAAUCCUCCAUGGAAAUACCUUAGAACCAAACUUUCGCCCGUAUUCACCGGUGUAAAACUAAAGAAACUUUUCCAUCUGAUAGUUCAAAAUGCUAAUUCAAUGAGCAAAUAUAUGGAAAGUCAGUUUUUAAACGGUACAAAGACAAAAAAUAUGAGGGUAAGAGAUAUUGCCUUGAAGUACACGACCGAUAUUAUAUCUAAUAUUGCUUUUGGAAUUGAAGUCAAUUCUUUCGAUCCUGAAAAAGUAGAAUUCUUCAACAAAGUUCAAGAGGGACUUCAAUUUUCCUUCAAGCGGGGCCUAGAAUUUUCGAUGAUGUUCUUUUUCCCGACGAUUGCUAAAUACAUAGGUACUCAAAUGUUAGGUUCGUCUACGGAUUACUUCCGUAAAGUAUUCUGGGAUUCAAUGGAUACCAGAGAAUCGAAUAAAAUUAAACGAGAAGAUUUGAUCGAUUUGUUAUUAGAGUUGAAGAAUGAGAAGCAGGAAAACUCUGAAUUCAAAUUUGAGGGCGAUACACUGUUGAGUCAAUCAGCCAUUUUCUUCGUUGCUGGCCGCGAAUCUAGCGUAUCAACUAUAUGCUUCACCCUUGCUGAGCUUGCUAAACAUCCAGAGAUUCAGAAACGAACGAGAGCAGAAAUUUUAGAGAAGUUAGAACAAUAUGGAAUGACAUACGAGGCUGUUCAAAAUAUGAAGUAUCUUCAUCAAGUAAUUUCAGAGACUCUGAGACUAUAUCCACCAGCUCCGAUUCUUGAUCGAGUGCCUGUUGAGGAUUACAAGAUACCAGGUACUGAUAUAGUAUUAGAGAAAGGGACACCCGUGUAUAUAAGUUUGACUGGUCUUCACCGCGAUCCAAGAUAUUAUCGUGAUCCCCUAUCUUACAAUCCUGAUAGAUAUACUGAUGAGAAUAAAAAUGAUAUUCCCCCAUCCACGUAUAUACCAUUUGGUGAAGGUCCACGAGUUUGCAUUGGUACACGACUCGGCCAGUUACAAAGUGCAAUAGGUAUACUCACAAUACUUAAAGAUUAUGAAGUUUCAUACGAUUCUACUUGUAAAUGUGACAUUGAGAAACGUAACGUGUUCUUGUCACCAGUGGAAGAUUUUAGAUUAAAUGUAACGAAAAUCUAAAGUGUACUUAAUUGUAAAUAUUAUAUUUGUUUUACAAUUAAAAUAAUUCAUUUGUUUAUGGAAA